This is a messenger RNA of Drosophila eugracilis, 1797 nucleotides long. RefSeq names its product glutamate dehydrogenase, mitochondrial (gene bb8). The coding region runs from base 107 to 1714 and encodes 535 amino acids. Gene Ontology annotation, cellular component: mitochondrion. The record is from RefSeq and is a predicted model, not a curated record. NCBI's taxonomy places the organism in Eukaryota, Metazoa, Arthropoda, Insecta, Diptera, Drosophilidae. Gene Ontology annotation, biological process: L-glutamate catabolic process. Gene Ontology annotation, molecular function: L-glutamate dehydrogenase (NAD+) activity. The transcript is spliced from 4 exons.
UACAGCUCAAAGUACAUAAAAUAUAUAUCGAUUGUUUUAUUUAUAUAUUUGAAAGGUGUUGUUCAAAAUUAUAUUUUUUAAUCUUGUUAAAUUGGUGCCUCCCAAAAUGUUACCCAAUUUGGCAAGAAUGGGACUCCAGUUGCGGAGAUUGAGAGUUGAUAAAAUUUCAGUUCGUCUUAAGCAUCAGAUGCCGGAGAAUCUGAAGAAAGUUGAGACCGACAAGGAUCCAGAAUUCUCGGCAAUGGUCCUUUAUUACUAUCACAAGGCUGCCCAGACCAUGGAGCCAGCUCUGAUCAAGGAAAUGGAGAAAUAUCCACAUCUAAAGCCCGAGGAGCGACAGGCACGCGUCUCUGCUAUCCUUAAUCUUCUGGGAAGUGUUUCAACCUCGGUGGAGGUUAAUUUUCCGAUUGUAAGGAAGAAUGGCAACUAUGAGAUUAUUAACGGUUAUCGCUCCCACCAUGUACGCCAACGUCUGCCUCUCAAGGGCGGGAUCCGUUACGGCUUGGACGUAGAUAGUAACGAGGUAAAGGCUCUCGCCGCCAUCAUGACCUUCAAGUGCGCAUGCGUAAAUCUACCAUACGGUGGAUCGAAAGGCGGCAUCUGUAUCGAUCCCAAGAAUUAUACUGUAGAUGAACUUCAGACGAUCACAAGAAGAUAUACCAUGGAGUUGCUAAAGCGUAAUAUGAUAGGUCCUGGGAUCGAUGUACCAGCACCCGAUGUAAACACCGGUCCACGGGAGAUGAGCUGGAUUGUCGAUCAGUACCAGAAGACUUUUGGCUACAAGGACAUCAAUUCAUCGGCUAUUGUCACGGGAAAACCUGUUCAUAUUGGUGGGAUUAACGGUCGUCAUUCGGCCACGGGAAGAGGUGUAUGGAAGUCGGGGGAUCUCUUCAUCCAAGAUCAAGAAUGGAUGGAUUUGCUUAAAUGGAAGACGGGCUGGGAUGAUAAGACGGUGAUAGUGCAAGGAUUUGGCAAUGUUGGCUCCUUUGCUUCCAAGUUUGUGCACGAGGCGGGGGCCAAGGUCAUCGGACUCAAGGAGUUUGACGUUUCUUUAGUUAAUAAAGAUGGCAUCGAUAUCAAUGAUCUCCUUGAAUACAAAGAAGAAAAGAAGACCAUUAAAGGAUACCCCAAGGCUGAGGAGUCAAAGGAAGAGCUGCUAACGGCAGAGUGCGACAUCCUUAUGCCAUGCGCCACUCAAAAGGUGAUUACCAGCGAUAAUGCCAAGGACAUCAAGGCUAAACUGAUUCUGGAGGGCGCCAACGGACCCACCACACCAGCUGGGGAGAAGAUCCUGUUGGAUAAGGGAGUACUCAUAGUACCCGAUCUCUAUUGCAAUGCCGGUGGUGUAACCGUAUCAUACUUUGAGUACCUAAAGAACAUAAACCACGUAUCCUAUGGAAAAAUGAACUCCAGAACCACCUCUGAACUUAUCAUCGAGCUGAUGAACUCAAUCAACGAGGCUUUCUGUCAGUGCCCAUCUAUUGGCCUUCCCGAGAUCAAACCCAAUAAGAAACUAAAGAAGAUAAGGGAGUGCACCACGGAGGCGGACAUCGUGGACGCAGCUCUCCAGACUGUAAUGGAAUCUGCUGCACGUGGCAUCAAGCAGGUGGCUAACAAAUUUGAGCUGUGCAACGAUCUGCGAAGGGCUGCCUAUAUCUGGUCCGCCUUCAAGAUUUUCCAGGCCUUGGAAAGCUCCGGUAUUUCUCAACAGUGAUUUGGAGCAAUCACUUACUCUAAAAUUUUCAAUGAAAUUUAUUAUUAUUUAUUACCUCAUAUUGUUAAUAGUUUUUUAAUUUU